GGCAAGGUGAGGUGGAAACAGAAAUAAAUAAGUUGCAUAAUUGGGUGUAUCUUUUUUUUAUUUGACAUGAUCUGACAUGUCAUGUGUGAAUUAAUAACUUGAUAAGAGAUUUUCACCCAUUUAAUGAUAUACUCCCUCCGUUCCUAAAUAUUUGUCGUGGUUUUAGUGCAAAUUAACAGAGGGAGUACAAAUUUGCAAUAUGAGCACGUUUCAUGUAUGUUUAUGGAUGAAAUUCCAUCUUUGAUAGCCUUUCUGCAUUUUGUUUGGGCCACGCUCGGGCUGUGGUAUGGAACCUCGUGUUAUUAUUGGACCAGGCUCUCCGGCUUUGCUUGCAGAAACCUGCUUAAAAUCCGGCCCAGCCCAAUGCUAGAGAUAAUUUGCAGAGUACCUCUCUCUUUUUCUUCAGGUUCUCACAAAAAAAAAUCUCUUCUUCAAAUCAAUUUUGUUUGCGAGUAAAUAAAUUAUUUCUAGUUUUUCAGCCACUAGAUUGCAUAUAGCAAUGAAGUACUGAUAAGGUAGUACAGCUAAAAUUUUGCUAUACACUCCGUACAUCGUAUAUAUCUCAAUUUCAGGACCAUAAAUAAUAUCCAGAAACGAAAACCAAUCAUAAAUACGAAUUAAUGGAUUACAAUCAUCAUCAUCCUCCGGUUCAUCCAACUCCCUUGGAAUUUGGUCGUCGUCUUUCUCCCCGAACUCACCUCACCGAUCUCGAAGAAGAAGAAAGCAGACGGAGCUAGCUCCUUGGAAGUUGGAAGUCGUCGUAUCUCGGGGGUUUGACUUUCUUCCAUGCUAGCUGUCGGCAUCUAUUCGUAGACUUGCAGUCCAGCUCGAGCACGAAAGCAGCAAAUUUAAUUAAGCGGCCCGGCGAGAUCUCUCGCUUGCUCGAUCGCCGCCGUCCGCGAAGAAGACGAAGAAGAACCCACAAAUUUCGUCCAUGGCCGCCGCCGCGGGGCACGUCCACUCGGGGGGCAGCCCGUUCCUGGUGUCGCCGUCCUCGGGCCACGCCGCGACGCCUUCCUCCGCCAUCUCCUCCGGCUCCGGCAGGAAGAAGGUGGAGGCGGCAGAGACGGGGGACGCGGGGGCGGCGUUCGUGCUGGAGUCGAAGGGGACGUGGCUGCACGCGGGGUUCCACCUGACGACGGCCAUGGUGGGUCCGACGGUGCUGACGCUCCCCUACGCGCUCCGGGGGAUGGGGUGGGCGCUCGGCCUGUCCGCGCUCACCGCCGUCGCCGCCGUCACCUUCUACACCUACUUCCUCAUGUCCCGCGUCCUCGACCACUGCGAGGCCCAUGGCCGCCGCCACAUCCGCUUCCGCGAGCUCGCCGCCGACGUCCUCGGAUCUGGGUGGGUGUUCUACAUGGUGGUGACGGUGCAGACGGCCAUCAACGCCGGGAUCACCAUCGGCAGCAUCCUGCUCGCCGGCAACUGCCUGCAGAUCAUGUACUCGAGCCUGGCGCCCAACGGGUCCCUGAUGCUCUACCACUUCAUCAUCAUCGUGGCCGUGGUGCUGUCCUGCCUCUCGCAGCUGCCGUCCUUCCACUCUUUGCGCUACAUCAACCUCGGCUCACUCCUCCUCAGCUUCGGCUACACCAUCCUCGUCUCCGCCGCCUGCAUCCGAGCAGGCGUGUCGAGCGAUGCGCCGGCGAAGGACUACUCGCUGAGCGCGUCGAGCUCCGAGAGGGCCUUCGACGCGUUCCUGUCAAUCUCGAUCCUGGCGACCGUCUUCGGCAACGGCAUCCUGCCGGAGAUCCAAGCCACGCUAGCCCCGCCGGCGGCGGGGAAGAUGGUGAAGGCGCUGGUGAUGUGCUACACGGUGGCCUUCUUCACCUUCUACCUCCCGGCCAUCACCGGCUACUGGGCAUUCGGCAGCAAGGUGCAGUCCAACGCGCUGCAGAGCCUGAUGCCCGACGAGGGGCCCCCUCUGGCGCCGACGUGGCUCCUGGGGCUCGCCGUCGUGCUCGUGCUCCUCCAGCUGCUCGCCAUCGGGCUCGUCUACUCCCAGGUGGCCUACGAGAUCAUGGAGAAGGGCGCCGCCGACGCGGCGCGGGGCCGGUUCUCGUGCCGGAACCUCGCGCCGCGGGUGGCGCUCAGGACGGGGUACGUAGCGGCGUGCGCGCUCGUGGCCGCCGCGCUGCCCUUCUUCGGGGACGUGGUUGGCGUCGUCGGCGCCGUCGGGUUCAUCCCCUUGGACUUUGUGCUCCCCGUUGUGAUGUACAACGUGGUGUUUGCGCCGCCGAGGAGGUCGCCGGUGUACCUCGUGAAUGCGGUUGUCAUGGUGGUGUUUGUUGGCGUUGGGGUUGUCGGCGCCUUCGCGUCGGUGAGGAAGCUCGUGCUCGACGCCGGGCAGUUCAAGCUCUUCAGUGACCACGUCGUCGACUGAAUUGGCGUUGCCGGGUUCAGGCUCUUCCGUGACCAUGUUGUAGACUGAAUUUGCAUUGGGCUCGUGUACCUUCUUUUUUUUUAUCCUUCUAGCCCGAUCAGGUCAAUUCCGGCCCAUUUGUAUUUCUCCUGUUCAAAAAUCAAAUUACUCGUAUUAUAGUACUGUAAAUUAUACAGACA
Messenger RNA from Brachypodium distachyon (stiff brome), 2559 nucleotides. RefSeq names its product probable GABA transporter 2. The coding region runs from base 935 to 2380 and encodes 481 amino acids. Gene Ontology annotation, cellular component: plasma membrane. The record is from RefSeq and is a predicted model, not a curated record. The transcript has 4 exons. Lineage: Eukaryota; Viridiplantae; Streptophyta; Magnoliopsida; Poales; Poaceae.